AUGGACGACGUAGACAACCUCUCUCCGCCGCUGCCCGCUUCAAGGAGGCGGUUUUCUAUCGAAGAUGACCUCCUACUUCUCAGUGCAGUUCAGGACAUCAAUCCCUUUGCUGACUAAGCGCGCUAGGGCGCGGUUACAAGAAAACUAAAUGAAGCAGCCGGCAACGCGUUUACCGUCCGCGCCGUCCGGGAUCGAUGCGAUCUCUUGGUAGCCCAGUUUUUCCGUCAAGACCGCACGAAUCUGCGCAACUCGGGGACCGAGGAGCAAUACGCGAAAAAAGAAAAUUUUCUUCAGGAGAUUUCCGAUUUGGCCAGAGAAUUCAGGCACCUGCCGAAAAUGCGGCCAAGGCAGGCCGCCAUAAGCCCUCGGGGUAACACGGGCACGGAGGGAACGCAGGCCGCCAGUCCGCGGUUGAGUGCGGCUGCGCUAGUGCGCGCAAUGCACGUGAUGAGAGACGUUGCCGCCUCUGCUUCAUAUGAAAAACAUCUUGCAGCAGCAGCUGAUGGCCAGGUGGACGAGAAUGAGCUUGUGAGCCCCACACGGGCUCAGGGCGAGCCUGAAGAGGAGAUGUGUGACGGCAUCGAUCCGUACACACUAUGUGUCGGCAAGGACAGCACUCCAGAUGCGUACGUGGUGCCAGCCACGACGCAUGUGGACAUAAUUACCUACCUGUUUCUGUUUACAAACUAUGUGUCGCUGCAACAGAUAAAGGCCUUCACUGCCUGGAUGCCCAUAACUAUUUGA
Messenger RNA from Ixodes scapularis (black-legged tick), 744 nucleotides. RefSeq lists its product as uncharacterized. Lineage: Eukaryota; Metazoa; Arthropoda; Arachnida; Ixodida; Ixodidae. The transcript has 3 exons. The record is from RefSeq and is a predicted model, not a curated record.